Lachancea dasiensis is the source of this 1263-nucleotide messenger RNA. The record is from the annotation of a GenBank genome assembly. Lineage: Eukaryota; Fungi; Ascomycota; Saccharomycetes; Saccharomycetales; Saccharomycetaceae.
AUGGGAUCGAAGAAGCAGACCAAACUUGCGAAAAGCGAGGCUCCUAAGCUUUCUACGAAAGCAAAACAAGCCGAAUUGAGUACGAGUGGUAGCUCUAGUUCCAGCUCCAGCUCCAGCUCCAGUUCCAGUUCCAGUUCCAGCUCCAGCUCCAGCUCCAGUUCCAGUUCCAGCUCCAGCUCCAGUUCCAGUGAGCUAAGCACUUCUUCGGACGAAGAGGAAGAUACUAAAAAACGUUCGAAGAAAGCCAAGUCCCAGAAGGUGGUGAAGAAACAAAAGAGGAAAGCAUCUCAAAGUUCAGGUUCGAGUUCUUCUAGUUCAUCCGAAAGCUCCUCUAGCUCGUCCGAAGAUUCUUCCAGCUCCUCCAGCUCAUCAAGCUCCUCCAGCUCAUCAAGCUCAUCAAGCUCGUCCAGCUCGUCCAGCUCAUCAAGCUCAUCAAGCUCAUCAAGCUCGUCUAGUGGAUCUGAAUCGUCAUCCAGUGAAUCUGAACAGGAAGAAGACGCUAAAAAUGUCGAGAAGACGUCAACGAAGCCUAAGAGCGACCCUUCCAGUGGUUCUGACAGCUCCUCUGGCUCAUCAUCUGACGAAUCCACCAGCGAAUCAUCGGGUAGUUCCAGCUCUUCCGAUUCUUCAAGCUCCUCAGACAGUAGUUCGUCGAGCGAAUCUAGCUCUUCUGAUAGUGGAUCAGCUUCUUCCGAUGACUCCAGCGGCUCCAGCGACUCCAGCGACUCCAGCGACUCCAGCGACUCCAGCGACUCCAGCGACUCCAGCGACUCUAGCGACUCCAGCGACUCCAGCGACUCCAGCGACUCCAGCGACUCCAGCGACUCUAGCGAUUCCAGUGAUUCCAGUGAUUCCAGUGAUUCCGGCUCCUCUGGAUCUGGCAAAGAAAGUGCUAACGUAAAGCCUAGUGCGAAAGUAGUUACUUCUAGUUCUUCUGAGCAGUCCUACUCUUCCAAAACUGCUUCUCCAGAAGUGCCAUCUGUACCCCAGAAGGAACAUAUAUCCGCUGGCGAAGACCUUCUUCAACCCGGCCAACGCAAACACUUUUCCAGAAUUAACAGAUCAACAAUCUCAUUCGAAAAUCAUGCCCUCACGGACAACACUUAUAAAGGUGCUGCUGGUACUUGGGGCGAACUGGCCAAUGAUAAGCUUGGGAGAGUGAGAGGAAAGGACUUCACCAAAAAUAAAAAUAAAAUGAAAAGAGGUUCUUACAGAGGGGGAAGUAUUAACAUGGGUACAGGCUCCUAUAAGUUCACCGAUUAA